AUGUAUGAUAGUGAUGGUUCUGUGUGUAUGCAUGGUGAUGGUUCUAUAUGUAUGCAUGGUGAUGGUUCUGUGUGUAUGGAUGGUAAUGGUUCUGUAUGUAUACAUGGUCAUGGUUCUGUAUGUAUGCAUGGUGAUGGUUCUAAAUUUAUGGAUGGUGGUGGUUAUGUGUGUGUGCAUGGUGAUGGUUUUGUAUUUAUGCAUGGUGAUGGUUUUGCAUGUAUGCAUGGUGAUGGUUCUGAAUGUAUGCAUGGUGAUGGUUCAGCAUGUAUUCAUGGUGAUGUUUCUAUAUGUAUGCAUGGUGAUGGUUCUGUGUGUAUGCAUGGUGAUGGGUUCUGUGUAUAUGCAUGGUGA
Molecule: messenger RNA, 351 nt
Organism: Ruditapes philippinarum (Manila clam)
Lineage: Eukaryota; Metazoa; Mollusca; Bivalvia; Venerida; Veneridae
Product: keratin-associated protein 6-2-like
Exons: 1
Coding region: 1-351 (116 amino acids)
Source: RefSeq, a predicted model, not a curated record